Rhodofomes roseus is the source of this 2537-nucleotide messenger RNA. RefSeq lists its product as uncharacterized. The coding region runs from base 40 to 2292 and encodes 750 amino acids. The record is from RefSeq and is a predicted model, not a curated record. The transcript has 3 exons. Lineage: Eukaryota; Fungi; Basidiomycota; Agaricomycetes; Polyporales; Fomitopsidaceae.
CCCGCCUCGCCGCUCCCUGCAACUACCAAUCGUCCCUACAUGCCACGAUCCAUGGAUGCCACUGACCCAUACGCUCUGUCGGAAACUGAGAACCUGUCUGAUUCAGACUGGCUAGAUAUCGCAAGCAGCAGGGCGUCCGAGGACACCGACUCCGUCGUCGGGUUCGAUAGCGAUCGCGAGCUCGACCAGGACGACAGGCCCGCAUCCAGACAUUCGUCCUGCAGCACGAGCAGCUCGCGCAACAGCGAGGUCCAAGCCUGGGAAGGUCUCCUCGAAGACAUCCCCGAUGAGUGCCACACCACCACCCUCCCACUGACUCGACCUUCUGCUCUCAGCAGCAGCGGCGAGCAUGCAGCCGCAGUACAGGAGGACCCAGAGGAAGAGAAGCGGGUGAAGGAUGCCCUCGAUCAGAGCAUGAUGAGCACGCUGAGCUCGUCGCGCUCGAACACCCUCAGUGGCUCGCACUCCUCGCUCGUUCGCUCCCGCGAUCUCCGGCUGUCCUUCCCGGACCCGCUCACAAGCUCCCGGGACGAGUCACUCAACGCCUCCUACGAAGCCGUCGCGCCCCUGUCUGGUGCCGAUGCCGACGCAUCCCCCGCAGCCCACUCCGGCGCUGACUCCAGCCCGCACGCCACGACCGACAUCGAUGUAGCGCUAGCGCCUACGACUGCGGAUCCGGGCUCGCUUGCCACGCCCGUGGUCCCAGAUGUGGAAGAGAGCAGCUGCGAAGACGAAUGCAAGGCUGACUUCUAUGUCGCGCUCUACGGCUCAUCGUCCGCGGUGAAGUGGUCCCUGAUUGAUAAGCUGCUUGAGAAGGCGGCGGAUGGCGCGGGCCUCAGGCUGACCUCGCGGAUCGUCGGGCUCAUCGACGGUUAUGUCCGCUUCCUAUCGUCCAAUGACGGCCAGGACAGCCGGACGGUUUGGGUUAUCGACCGCACGGACUGCAUUGAUACUUCGAGAUUUGACCCGCUUGACCGGCCUUCCUUAGCUGUUGUCUUCUUGCCAUCGCCUUUGUCUUUCGUGCCGGACCAUUCCCUCUACCUUCCGGUCUUGGCACAUAGCCCGAGCGUGUUAGAUUUCCCCUUCUCAGCUGAUCAACUUCUCGAUGCCGAGCAGCAAUGGGACACGCUCAACCUUCCCAGGGGCAAGGUUGUGCCUUUGUCUCGUUGCUCAUCCUCUGUCGUGGACGUCGAUGAAGUCGAGCGUGUGGCACCGAAGCCGCUUGCGCGCGCCUUGCGUCCCCUUUUCUCAGGGGGAAUGCGGCAGUCUACUCGUUUCACUCAGCGGAUAGCUCCAAAGCACGCUCUCACGAUCCUCGCCAUAUUAUCGGUUGUCCUAGGAUACGCCAUCAAGGGAUCAUUCAACCCAUCUGCGACGCCCACUGUUGUAGUCUCGCAGCCACAACAGACCACGCCCACAUUUGGCUUCCCGCCAGUCAGCGUGUCUAUCAACCAUUCGACCCCGCAGCCGAGUUUGAACCCCGCAACGUCUGGCCUCGUUCGGUCGUCCCUGAAGGAUUUCGCUUUGGCCGUACUCCCCGCGCCUCUCGUUGCUUCCACGUCUAGCAACCAGCCGUCUGCCGUGCCACCUGCCCACCAUGCCGACCCUGUCACCUCCAUGGACGUGCCGUCCGAGUGCGCCUGCGGCUGCGGACUGAUCACCUGGCCAAGCAAGUCCAAAGGCACCACGGACCUGACACUUCGCUCGACGCCCGUGGCAAUGACUGUACACGAGGACGACAAGGCUAGCCUUUCAGUGCUCUCAUCUUCGCACCCGCGCUACCCCGCGGACAGCGGGAAGGGCAAGGCGGUUGCCCGCGGAGACGAGACGAUGUUUGCUUUAAGCGCAUGGCGGGGCGCCGGCUCGCUCGCCGAGCUCUUCGGACUCGGGUACAGCGCCCUGGCGAGCGUCGUCGCGCAGGACGUGCAAGAGAUCCUGGACGCACUGGACGAGCUUGCGCGCGCGAUCGGCCGGCAGACGGCGCUGGCGUGGGCGCAGUCCGCGGGGGCGGUGCAGGGUUUGAGGUCCAUGCUCCACUCGCGACAUGAGCGCGCGCGUGCGAGGGCGACGGAGCUCAGGAAGAUGGGUGGCUGGCUGAUUGAGUCGGUCCACGAGAAGAUGAAGGGGAGGGUGAACAGGGCGAGGGAGAACGCGCGGGCGACGAAGGACGAGAUGUUGACGAUGGAGGCGUGGCCGGUGAACGGGAGGCAGAUGGUCGAGGCCGUGACGGCGCGCAAGCUUGCGAGGGAGCGCAGAGCGCAACGCAAGGCGCGGUCGGCGCUCACGCACUGAGGUGCUGUGGGGCCGCGAUAUUUCCUAUCAUACAUUCACUCUACAGGUAUACACCCCUCAUCUUUCUUCCAUCCUGCGACAGUUCUCGUGCAACCAACGGUAUCUUAUUCACACUGCACUCAUGUAUUAUGCCAUUGUACUACUUCACUGCUCCCAUCUUAUACAGAGGUGACCCUUGUACCGUGUAGUCCCACUCACUCCCCUCCAUGUAUGUACUGACCGACUAUGUGACUCGUAUAAACGUA